Molecule: messenger RNA, 1444 nt
Organism: Microplitis mediator
Lineage: Eukaryota; Metazoa; Arthropoda; Insecta; Hymenoptera; Braconidae
Exons: 6
Coding region: 392-1186 (264 amino acids)
Source: RefSeq, a predicted model, not a curated record
UUUGUUUUUCUAUAUUUUGUGAUGUUUCACGUAAAUUUUUUCACUUUCGUUAAAAUAUGUCAUUAUUUUCAGAUUACAUGUUUAAUCUAAGUAUAAAUUUACGGUGAACUAAAGUAAUGUAUUGAAAAAUAUAAUAAUUAUUUAUUAACUUAUAAUCCAAUUACGAUGAUCUCGGCUCGCUAUACUCAUUACCCAAAAAUAAAGAAUUCAUUUAGUUAAUUAAUAAAUAAGUAAGUAAUGUCUAGAUAAUAAUUAAUAUUUUUGAUUACUCGAGUAGUUAACAUGGAGGCGGUUAAAUUUUUAGUAUGAAUGAAACAUCAAAAUACUAUAAAAAAGUUGUAUUUUUUAUGUACUUGUUUACAAAACAUUGGUGAUAAAAUAAAUUUACAAGAUGUCGACGCCACGUGUUCAAGCGGAUAGAAAAAUUGAUUCUAGAACAUCUGAAUCUAUUCGUUUUAUCGAUGGAUUUUUAAUAAACCCAGUUCCUGUAGAAUCUGAUGGUGAUUUUGCAUUCCUGAAAGAAACAGUUGAUAACGCUGUAACUGAUAAGGGUCCAGAGCCCCCAGUCGAUUCAUUAAAUUACAUGCCUGAAAAAGUAUCAGAUGACAAGAAGCGACAAGUGGUAAAAAUAUUCAAAAUUGCUCUGCAUAAACAAAAAGUUGCUGAAAAAUUUAUGUUUAUAAUUAAUUUUGAUGAUUGUCGUAAAUUUCUCUUUAGUCAUCUUCAAUAUUGUAACGAACAUCGUGUGAAAUUUCUAAUGAAAAACCCGUCAUGUUUUUUAAAUUUUAUAAUAAUAUUCGCUGAUUUUUUUUAUUUAUACAAAUUAUCAAGGGGUGUUGCAGAGAAUUUGCUUGAAUGUUUAGUAAUUUUGUUAGAUAUUGGUGAAAGUCAGGGAUAUGAAGUAGUGACAACAGUGCUGUCGAAAAUUGGAUUAAAAAUGACCUUUCGUUUUCCAACAAUAAAAACAAAUCAUUUAUUCCACAAAAUUCAUCAUACUUUUAAAAAUAUAGAUUCAAAUUCACGAUCACGUACGUUUUUAAUGCUAGCGAUUACGCUGAAUAAUCGAAAAUUUAUGCCUUUUCCUGAAAAUCAUUACUUAUUUAAAUUUUACAUUAAAAAUUUGGGAGAGUCUACGAUGAACAAAAUUCAAAAUAAUUUAAAACGUUAUGAUUUCAAAAAUGAUUAAGUUUUUGAUUAAUAAUAAAUGAUGAAUAAUUAUUUUCGUUUGUUUUAUAUUUUCUUUAAAAAGUAAUUAAUUAAGCUCUCAUUCAACAAUUUUUUUUUUUUAACGCAAGACAUAAGUACGAUACCUUCUAGUAGUAAAAUAUUUAAAAAUACUUGUCUGUUCAAAAAAUCUGUUAGAAUAUACUAUGCAAGCGUCGCUCAAGAAUUUUGUACAAGAAACUUGCGUGAAAAUUUUUUGUAACGGGUGGAUUUUUAUGGU